AUGAGCUUUGCGUCGGGAUCCCGUCAAACCACAGUACUGCGAAUUUCUCGCAGCUAAACUUUUACGCUGUUUACGGAGGACUAUUUACCUAUUACACGGAGCGUCUCGUUGAAUUAUUUGCAUCAACACAGAGCGGGACCACUUCAGAAGUCACUCCAGAGCAGUUGCGUUCCAAGACAUUUUAAAUAUAAAGGAUAUGAUAUUGGACAUGUGAAAUACAAGGGGAACUUCAAAGAUGAAGCUGGCGUCUUGUCUGUGUUGCCUCGGCUUUCUUCUCACUUCAGUGGCGAUCCGGCUGAGCCACUCGCAACAAGUAUGCACCGGCACAGAGAAUAAACUGAGCACUCUGUCAGACUUGGACCAGCAGUAUCGGACCCUUCGCAAAUAUUACGAGAACUGCGAGGUGGUGAUGGGCAACCUGGAGAUCACCAGCAUCGAUCGCAGCCGUGACCUGUCCUUCCUCAGGUCCAUUCGGGAGGUGACCGGAUACGUGCUCGUGGCGCUGAAUCAGUUCGACUAUCUGCCCUUGGAGAAUCUGCGCAUCAUUCGCGGGACCAGGCUAUACGAAGACCGCUACGGGCUGGCUAUCUUCCUCAACUACCGCCGAGAUGGCAACUUCGGUCUCCAUCAGCUCGGCCUCAAGAACCUCACGGAAAUUCUGAAUGGAGGGGUGUAUGUGGACCAGAACAAGUUCCUGUGUCAUGCUGAUACCAUCCACUGGCAGGACAUUGUAAAGAACGCCCGGACUGAUCACCUGGUUGUGCCGUCCAAUAGCAGCAGCUCUUGUCAGAGAUGUCACAGAGCAUGCAAUGGACGAUGUUGGGGACCAAAGGAGAACCAAUGUCAAAGCUUGACGAAGACGGUUUGUGCUGAGCAGUGUGAUGGCCGCUGUUUCGGGCCGUACGUCAGCGACUGCUGUCAUCGCGAGUGUGCUGGGGGCUGUUCGGGCCCAAAGGACACAGACUGCUUCGCCUGCACAAACUUCAAUGACAGUGGCGCAUGUGUAACGCAAUGCCCACAGCCCUUCGUCUACAACCCCACCACAUUCCAGCUGGAGCACAACCCACGGGCCAAAUACACCUAUGGAGCAUUCUGUGUCAAAAAGUGCCCACAUAACUUCGUGGUGGACCACAGCUCUUGUGUCAGGGCCUGUCCGAGCAACAAGAUGGAGGUGGAGGAGAACAGGAUCAAGAUGUGCAUUCCCUGCACUGAUAUCUGCCCAAAAGCAUGUGAUGGCAUUGGCACUGCCAGUCUUCAGGCGGCUCAAACCGUCGACUCCAGCAACAUUGACCGAUUCAUCAAUUGUACCAAGAUCAACGGCAACCUUGUGUUUCUCAUCACAGGGAUUAAAGGGGAUGUAUACCACAAUAUAGAGCCCCUGGAUCCAGAGAAACUCAAUGUGUUCCGCACCGUUCGGGAGAUUACCGGUUUUUUAAACAUUCAGUCUUGGCCGGAAAACAUGACUGAUUUGAGUGUCUUCUCCAAUCUGGCAACCAUUGGUGGGAGGUCUCUCUACAGUGGUAUUUCUCUACUGGUGUUAAAGCAGCAGUGGAUUUCCUCACUGCAGCUGCAGUCGCUCAACGAGGUUAGUGCAGGAAACAUCUACGUCUCUAACAACAGCCAACUUUGCUACUACAACACCGUCAACUGGACUCGUCUUUUCCGCACCAACACCCAGAAGGCCCUGAUCCGAAAUAACCGGGACCCCAAAGAGUGCAUUUUAGACCGUAUGGUAUGCGAUCCAUUGUGUUCGGAUGCCGGCUGCUGGGGUCCGGGGCCUGACCAGUGCAUGUCCUGUCGGUUCUUCAGCAGGAGCCACACCUGUGUAGAGUCCUGCAACCUGCAUGAAGGGGACUUGCGUGAAUUUGCUAAUGGCUCAGUGUGCUUGGAGUGUGAUGCACAGUGUGAGGUGGCAGAAGAUGAUGGAUUUACCUGCACUGGACCUGGUCCUGAUCACUGUGUUAAAUGCCUUCACUUUAAAGACGGGCCCAACUGUGUGGAGAAAUGCCCCGAUGGCCUCCAGGGAGCAAACAGCUUCAUCUUCAAAUACGCUGAGGCCAACAAUGAGUGUCACCCUUGCCAUGUCAACUGUACCCAGGGAUGCACUGGACCCCGUCUACAAGACUGCAUUGGUAUGAUGGACAGGACUCCGCUCAUUGCCGCCGGGGUUAUCGGCGGGCUGUUUGUGGUGAUCAUCGUGGGCUUGAGCAUUGCAAUAUCAGUGAGGAGGAGAAGCAUAAAGAAGAAGAGAGCCCUGAGACGCUUCCUGGAGACUGAGUUGGUGGAGCCCCUUACGCCCAGCGGUGCGGCCCCUAACCAGGCCCAGCUGCGCAUUCUGAAGGAGACUGAGCUGAAAAGGGUAAAGAUCCUCGGAGCCGGAGCCUUUGGCACUGUUUACAAGGGCAUCUGGGUACCCGAAGGCGAGACUGUGAAGAUUCCUGUGGCCAUAAAGAUCUUGAACGAGGCAACAGGCCCUAAAGCCAACGUAGAGUUUAUGGAUGAGGCUCUCAUCAUGGCCAGCAUGGAGCAUCCUCACUUAGUGCGGCUGUUGGGUGUGUGCCUGAGCCCCACCAUCCAGCUGGUCACUCAGCUAAUGCCCCACGGCUGUCUGCUGGACUAUGUGCAUGAGCACAAGGACAACAUUGGCUCCCAAUUACUGCUCAACUGGUGUGUUCAGAUCGCCAAGGGUAUGAUGUACUUGGAGGAGAGGAGACUUGUGCACCGGGAUCUGGCAGCUCGGAACGUCCUAGUGAAAUCGCCCAAUCAUAUAAAGAUCACAGACUUUGGUCUGGCUCGUCUCCUGGAUACAAAUGAGAAGGAAUAUAAUGCAGAUGGGGGCAAGAUGCCUAUAAAGUGGAUGGCCUUGGAAUGUAUCCACUACAGGAAGUUCACCCACCAGAGUGAUGUCUGGAGUUACGGAGUGACGAUAUGGGAGCUGAUGACAUUUGGAGGAAAGCCAUAUGACGGAAUCCCAACACGAGAGAUUCCCGACCUGUUGGAGAAAGGAGAGCGACUCCCACAGCCUCCCAUCUGCACUAUUGACGUCUACAUGGUCAUGGUCAAAUGCUGGAUGAUAGAUGCAGAUAGCAGACCCAGAUUUAAAGAGCUCGCUGCAGAAUUCUGUCGAAUGGCAAGAGACCCACAACGUUACCUAGUGAUCCAGGUAAGAGUCUCGCAGGGAGAUGACCGCAUGAAGCUGCCCAGCCCCAACGACAGCAAGUUCUUCCAAAGUCUAUUAGAUGAAGAGGAGCUGGAAGAUCUGAUGGACGCCGAGGAGUAUUUGGUCCCACAAGCUUUCAGCAUUCCUCCUCUGGCAUGUACAACAAGAUCACGCAUGGACCCCAAUAGAAACCAGUUUGCAUACCAGGAUGGAAGUUUUGGCAUGGAGGAGAUGAUGGCCACUAUCCCUCGGGUCGUGGCUGUGUCUGCUGUAAGCCCAGCUUGUUCCUCUCAGAAGCAAUCUGUGGCCCAUCAGGGGGCCUCGGGGUCCUCCGAGGCAUAUGAAGACGGCCGCUGUAAUGGAACUCUCAAGAAGAAGGCUUCACCCAGGGCGAGCACCGGGGAGGACAGCUGUGGUCAGCGAUACAGCGCAGAUCCAACUGUGUUACUAUGCGAACGUGGAGUCAGAGCUGAGACUGACCAGGAUGGAUACAUGGGCGCCAUGGACAAAAAACCCACAGAUUAUCUCAACCCAGUGGAGGAAAACCCCUUCGUCACCCAUCGCCGAAACGGUGAGGUCCACACUCUAGAACGAGCUUACCACAACGCCUCAAAUGGGCAGCCCAAAGUGGAAGAAGAGUAUGUCAACGACCCUCUAUACCUCAACACCUUCCACAACUCUGGGGAAAAGAGUCACAAUGUCCUGAGGAAGAACGGAGUCCCUGUGGCUCACCCAGCGACAGUAGCAGCAGCAGCUAAUUCUGCCGCUUCCAACAGCCAGAAUCUCGCCCAAAUCGUGCAACCAGCAGCACCCGGUGCCCUAGUCACAGCACAGCCUCUAUACCAAGGCCAACAAGGCAUCUCCACACUCUCAGGCCACACCCUCCACUCGGCCCACCCUGGACACACCCUUCAUCCAAAGCACAUCCUUCAUCCCAUUCACUCCGGGACCAUCAUGGCCGACAAAAAGCCCAAAAACACAUUUGACAAUCCCGAGUACUGGCAACACAGUCUUCCGCCCAAAGGAACACUUCACAGUCCCGAGUAUCUGCAGGACUGCAGCACACGCUUCUUCUACCGGCAGAACGGUCGGAUUCGGCCCGCUGUGGCAGAAAACCAGGAGUACCUGACGGAGUAUGCGCUAAAGCCGGGCACGGUGUUGCCACCUCCCCCUUAUCGCCAGAGGAACACUGUUGUGUAGUAACAUCUGCCGAUGGAAGCGAGUGUGGAUACAGGUAGAAAGAGAGACCCUCAUAUUGUGUUCUCACCCUGGCUCUCUCACACCAGCUCUCUCACAGGUUGUCUCCAGUCCUCUCCGACCUGGGUUUUAACAGUCAACAACCUGGAACUGAUGCGCUUGAGUCACUCCAGACGCGUUGGUCACAGAUGACCACAUCAGUCAAAGCUCCACGCUUGUCUUUCCUCACUUUAAUCACCGUAUAGACCUGUCUCCCACCCCACCCUUUGGAAAGCUAUAUAACUGUGAUCUUCCCAUCAUAUGGCAGAUGUUACAUUUGGUACAAGAGGAACUUGCAUUUAAGUACAAGCCCAACGCCACAUUGUAUUCGGACGUAAAAUGAAAAUGCAACAGGUUUUAAUCUUGUGUUUAUUCGGGUUUGGGAUUUAGAUUUAGAGCUGCAAUAUGGUUGUAAUUUAUCACUUUGACUAUUGUUGCUGUUAGUAUUGAAGACGGUUUAGUUUAUUUUAGCAAUCCAUACAACCUGGAGCUCACUAAGAUUCUUUGUCGUGUAGCCUUCUCAUUGGGGUCUGGAAUGGAGGAUAUGACCAGUCAGCAAUUGAAUUGCAUCCUAAAUGCUAUUCCAUACAUACAUGGUUUGUACGCAUAUGUAUCAUUUCGCUCAAAUAAGGCACUUUCAUUUUUCUUCUUUAUAAUUUUGAGCCCUCUCUUUGUUUUAAGAAAGACUGGAUUUAUUUUCCACCUGCUUGUACACUGGUAACAGUCCUGCUGUCCACAUUAGACUACUGAGCGACACAGCAGCAAUGUGUAAAGAAAACGUGAUAUAAAGAAACGCGACAUGCUGAGAAAUGCCAACAGCUACUCUUGUAUGAAAUCCAGAAGCCAGGCUUUACAGCAGCCUGAAUCAAUAACUUCAUAAAACGAGAUCUGCAACCGUCUACUGUAAUCAUGUUUUUAUUGUUGAUCUUGCCACCAUCGAUCUUCACACUCACACGGUUGUCACUUUAAGGCACCCUUCCUUUGUUUUUGCCAUUUAAUGUGGGGAAUUUAAAACCCAAACUGGGUUUACCGUGAACUUCAGAAACUAAAAUCAAUACUAGCGAACCCAACAUGUCUGUCUUGUUCAGACGGACGUACGCCGAAUGGAUAUUUACACGGCUAUGGGAGACCAGGUUUGAACGAAAGACUUAACAGCACACAACUCCUGGCUACAGUUUUGAAAUAUGGCCGGACAACUGUUACAUCUGUAUAAACUUAAAGAUCACAUGCGAAUCCAUCCAACAGAAGUCUGAGAUGCACAUAACCUGCAGUGGGAAAUGAUUAAGAUGGCUGCUUUUUCUAGCUGUGUUCAUAAUAAAUGUGACUUUGGAGACGUAUGAAACAGAAGACAGGAAUACCAUCAUGCCAUGAGGAACAAAUGAGAAUGCGGGAAUGGAACGUUUGCCCCAGGGCUAGAGAUGAGACUGCCUCAAAUCUGUCAUCUCCAUUUGAACCGUCUCCCGUAAUGACUUUCUAUAUGGAGUGUUGAAGUUCCAGAAUACUCAUGGAAAUAACAGCAAGGAUGGGUUUAGAGGUUCAGCGUUUUGUUCCACUCGAACGGUGCGACAUCCUGGAUAUGAACCAUGACAUCCAUGUUUCUCAGAUUUGUGUAUAGUUUUGAACACUGCCAGGCACUUUGCUUCUCUGUUGAGAGGAAUAAUAAUGUGAUGUUGGUGGCUGGGAAAUGUGAGGUUUUUAUAGCACUUGCCAACCUGGCACAGGUUGCAUGCGUUUGUUUUGAACACCAACAGCACUGAUUGAAUUACCAUGAAUUUAGUCGACAUGACUAUAGCAAACAUCACCUAUCCAUGUGCGUUCGUUUUGCUGCAUCAUGUUUUUUGUGAGUCUGUGUGUGUUUGAAGGUUUUGCGGUUCCAUGGAGCACUUUAAAUAUUGGACGUAGCAAAAAUAGAAAGGAAUGAUAUUUUCAUUAUGGGUAUUACGGUUCCCAUGUGACAAUAGAUUAGACAAAUGACAUUUUUGGCGCUCUAGUGAAAAACAAAAUCAGGGAAUUUUAGUGACAUGUGAUUUUGCCAAACACAGAUGUUUACUAAUGAAAGUGUUUAUCGCAAGCUUUCCAACAGUCUGAAAAAGAAUUCUCUGCCAAUUCGUAUCUAGCUAAAGCAACUGCUUAAUAAGAUAUUGAUAUAAGAUUUGAAUAUGACUAUACUUAGCAAACCUUUAACAAUAAUAUAAGACACUUUUACAGAUCUUGAAUCAGAUACUUGAAAUUGAGUCAUUUUAGCUCUGAUAGAGUUUGGGAUAACUUGCUUUUACAUUUAUGAUGUAAGUACAAUGUGUAGAAUUAAGGCCAUAUGAUAUUUCUAUUCAUGCUUAUGUUUGUGAUAACCCCAAAUGCUUAGUUAUGUAAGGCGUCUAUGGUCUAGGGCUAUCCAAAAUGCCCAAAGAAGGAAAUGCUAUUCGGUUUCAGUCCUGGAGGGUUAAGUUCCCACCAUAAUGAUAAGGAUCAAUAUUGUUCAAGAUUGUUUGAAAAGCAGUUGUGUUGCUUUUCAGCCAAACUGUCCAGGACAGCAACCCUUCGGGAUUUGAGUUGAAUAGCCUAGACAUAAGGUAUCACCCACUGUUACGAGAAUAUGAAUCAUUGUAGACCCUUUCGGUUACAACAGGUGGGAUGGAGAUUGAAAAGCCCUAUGUGAUGGGAAUAUAACUAUCGUGCUUAAACUACUGUUAGCGUUCUGCAGCGAAGUAAAUCGUAUGUAGCAAAGCUGCUGUGAAUACAGGGUGGAUAGAGAUCUUCUUAAUUCAUCAAGCUGCAAAUUGAGGAACAUGAGAUGGAGAAACUGUAACUGGUGUAUCUGGAUGACUCAUACGUUUGUAAACACUUUUACAGAAAAAAAUUAUACUCUCAAGUAACGCUGGGAGGUGAUGUUUGGAAAGAGCACAAAUGUUUUGUCUCAAUGCACAUUGUCGAGUGGAGUAACUCACAAUUAUCUCGAAAAACACUUGCUGUAAGACCUUGGAAAUGAACUUGUGUAAAUAUAUGAUUUUAUAAGGGGCUUGGAGAUGUUCAUGUAUGUAUGGAGGGUUGUUUUGGUGAAGGCUUCUCACUUUAUGUUCACACUUUUGACAUUUUACAUAACAAACGUUUUUAAUACAAUGCACAUUUAUUCAUCAGGUAAUUGUAAUACACAUGAUUUAGGUUGUGUGUAAAGGCAACCAUUAAAUACAUGUUUAAUUGACCUUAAACGAAUCUUACAAUUAUAAGAGUGUUGUCAUGACCCUGAUCUUUUACAGUGUUGAGAGGCAAUUAGCUUUACAAACUACUGCUUGCAUAUAUAUAUAAGCAAUGUUAUUUUAUUUUCUGUGGUGUAUAGGGGUACUUAUGGUAUGUUAUUGCACUUAUUGUUUAAAAAACAGUGGUAUCUUCCCACUAAGAUCCAUUUUGGUAUGCCCUGGGCUUUUCUUAAAGGGAUGCUCCAACCUAAAAUGACAUUUCUGUCAUGAAUUACUCACCCCCUAGUUGUUCCAAAACUUUAUACAUUUCUUACUUCAGUUAUAAGAUAUUUGGACGAAUGUUAGCAACUGUCAAUUGUGGGGCAUCGUUGACUACCAUAGUAGGAAAAAAAUCUUGUAAUUUUUUUCUUCUGUCGAACACAAAAUAAUAGAUUUUGAAGAAUUUAGGGGUGCAAACAGUUCUGGAGCACCUUGACUUCCAUUUUAAUUUUAACUACUAUGGUAGUCAAUGAUCCUCCAGAAAUCUCAGUUGAAAACAUUCUUCGAAAUAUCGUCCUUUGUGUUCAGCAGAACAAAGACAGUUAUACAGAUUUGGAACAACACAAGGGUGAGUAAUUCAUGACAGAAUUUAUGGAUGUCUCUUUAAUUUUAGCGACAAACCUUGGGUUCAAUUUAUUUUUUUAGUUUUUAAAUAUUGAGUUGUCCUUUGCUCAACUGAUCGUGUGCUUGCAUACAGUAUCACAGCAUCUUCAGCAAUGUUCAGAAGCACCAUGGAAACAAGCUUAUUUAUUGACCUCUCUUUUUAUUGCAUUUUUUGUCUUUUUGUUACGCUCACUGGAAUAUGGCAUGUGAUCAUAUAGUCGGGAGGUACGGAUAGAUUAAGCACAGUAAACACGUCAUUUUAUUAUAUCACAAGGACAACUUAAAGGAGGAUGUCAUCUUCCCACGGCAUUGACAUUUGGAAUGGUUGUUCUUCAUCAUUUUACUACUGUAUGUCAAUGAGAAAAUGUGAAUAGUAUUUUUAUAGACAGUUGAAUUGGCCAGAUGUAUUUGUAAAUAGCCGGAAAGCUCAUGACCCUUUUAAACUGAUGUUUUUUUUCCAUUUUCUUUUUUCACCUAUAUUGUGUGUGACCAGUUAUUCUUAUUUGAUGGCUGUAUAUAUCUGUAAUUUGAACAGCACAUAUCUGAUUUUGUAGACCUUGCAGUUUCUUUAAGUAAUUUUGGUGUUUUUGUGACUGUAUGUAGCCCAGCUUGGUGCAUUUUGUGUUAUCCUCUGAGCUCAGGAGGUAGAGGAUGUUUUCUUUUGGUCAUGCUCUUUUCCCCAUCACCCCACAUCCUCAAUUUACUCUUUUUGUACAGAAUCCAGCGUGGGGGAUGUGACAAUAGCAUUUGUAUCUCCCAGGAUCUCUCUGUGCCCGAGUUAGGCUUUUCCUGACUUCCGUCCUGGUCCCAUCGGUAGUGUCUUGUAUACUUUUUCAGUGUAUAGUUCAUAUUCAUACAGCAAUCCCUCUUUUUUUUUUCACAACCGCAGCCAGCCACGCUGUUAACCCUCUGAGCUCAGCCCAGCGCAUGGCUGUAAGCUCAAACAACUGCAAAAGCCACAAUUCUGUUCCUGGCCUUUGCAGAUUCGCCCCUCUCUCCAGGAGAUUCAUAAGCCAGCGUGUGUUAUUCGCCCUGUCAGGUGGACUAAUUGCCUGAAGGCUCCAUUUGGUCACGUUGGUCUUGAGUGACGGCUUGUCAAAACUAAAGUCAAGUCUUGUCAUUUUUGAUCCGGGGAUGAAGAGGGAGUCGAGGAGUCACUGGUUGAAUAGCUCAUCUUUCCUCCAUUGCUUUCUCAUUCCCCAAAGCUAGCAUUUAAAUACUGUUUCACAGUUUUGUUACCUGAAUCUAUAUUUUUAAUUUAAUAUAAAUAAAUACAACACCUGA
Messenger RNA from Triplophysa dalaica, 9516 nucleotides. RefSeq names its product receptor tyrosine-protein kinase erbB-4-like. The record is from RefSeq and is a predicted model, not a curated record. The transcript is spliced from 27 exons. Gene Ontology annotation, molecular function: ATP binding; epidermal growth factor receptor binding; transmembrane receptor protein tyrosine kinase activity. Lineage: Eukaryota; Metazoa; Chordata; Actinopteri; Cypriniformes; Nemacheilidae. Gene Ontology annotation, cellular component: basal plasma membrane; signaling receptor complex. Gene Ontology annotation, biological process: multicellular organism development; positive regulation of cell population proliferation; positive regulation of kinase activity. The coding region runs from base 236 to 4360 and encodes 1374 amino acids.